AUGCCAUCUCAAGAAGAGUACGAGGCAACACUAGCGGAAGAGCUCGAAGUGCUCGAAAGCAUCUACAUCGACGAACUCGAAAAGGUCUCAUCGGAAGAACUUCGCAUUCGCAUCGAACCAGAGGAAGAUGUGCUACCACUCCUCUUCUCAAUAGGUCUCGAACCUGGUCAAGCGCCAACUGAGAGCGUAGAGCAGAGCUCGCCAUCUCCCAUCGUCCUCUCUCUCCACAUCCAGUACACAUCAGAAUACCCGGAUGCACCACCAAACAUGUCGAUCCACGUCGUUCGCGACACAAAAGGCGUGCUCGGGCCCAAGACGGACGACAGCGACGAAGCUGACGCCGAUUCCGACGCGAUCGACCGUCCUGCCGUAACAGAAUUGCAAGCGGGGCUGGACGAAGUCGCACAGGAAUCGCUCGGCAUGGCCAUGGUCUUCACCCUAGCAUCUCACCUGCGCGAGAGCGUGACAACGCUCAUCCAGCGUCGUGUACAAGAGAUUGAAGCACAGGCCAGCGCCAAGCGCGAGGCAGAGAUCGAAGCCGAAGCAGAAAAGUUCCGUGGUACAGCAGUGACACCAGAACGGUUCGCAGAAUGGCGCGUACGGUUCUUGCAGGAGAUGGCGGAGAGGGAAAAGAAGGAAGAGGAUGCCAAGCUGUCCAAGCUGUCAGCGAAGGAGAGAGAGGACUACAAGAAGAGCAAGGUCAAGCCAAGCGGUAGGCAGUUGUUCGAGAAGGGCGGAACGUUGGAAGACGACGAUGCAGAGGAGGAUGGUGCACAGGAGGUGGAUUGGAGCUUGUAUACGCGAGAGCAGAGGGAAAGAGAGAGGAGAGAGCAGGAGGAGCAGGACGAGCUGCAGAGUCGUACGGAUGGUCUGGCUUUUGAUGACGAAGACGACGACUGA
This is a messenger RNA of Pseudozyma hubeiensis SY62, 900 nucleotides long. RefSeq lists its product as hypothetical. The transcript has a single exon. Gene Ontology annotation, molecular function: protein binding. Gene Ontology annotation, biological process: cytoplasmic translation. The record is from RefSeq and is a predicted model, not a curated record. The coding region runs from base 1 to 900 and encodes 299 amino acids. NCBI's taxonomy places the organism in Eukaryota, Fungi, Basidiomycota, Ustilaginomycetes, Ustilaginales, Ustilaginaceae.